Exophiala dermatitidis NIH/UT8656 is the source of this 2298-nucleotide messenger RNA. RefSeq lists its product as uncharacterized. The transcript has a single exon. NCBI's taxonomy places the organism in Eukaryota, Fungi, Ascomycota, Eurotiomycetes, Chaetothyriales, Herpotrichiellaceae. The coding region runs from base 744 to 2072 and encodes 442 amino acids. The record is from RefSeq and is a predicted model, not a curated record.
UGUACAACACUGCAGUGGAUUAGAACCAGCGUAAGCUUCGCUGCUCCUCGACAAGUAAAUCCGAUCCACCAUCUGUACCUGUGGGCUUUUACUCGCAGUAUAGUGGUGAAGCGCAAGACAGCUGCACCCUUCAGGUUUGAAGCCAGCCGUGAAGAGGAUCUGCAGCCAACCCGUCACAACUUGAUGCUGGUUGGCAGAUCUGCAGAAACCCGUCAAAACCCGAUCUUGCCGCUUUGCUGCUAGUGCAAAUCAUUACCUGGCUACUUGUACUAGUACAACCACCACCACCAGAUGAGCUGCUUGUUUGAAGUGUUCCUCUAUUUAUCAUGUGUAGUGGCUCUGAAGUCAGUGAUGGUGCCUUCAGCCUGGAACUUCCUUGUCGCAAUGGUUUAAACACCUUUCAUAUGUGAUCCAACCCAACAAGGACGACUUGUUGGGUUACAGCUGCAGUGUGGGCAGUGUCUCCCACCACAGCCCUGUUGGCUGGUAGAAAGCCUGAGGUCCUGACGCACCAGAAGAUGACCUUUCAGGUCGGGACGAGCCUUCCUAACUUUACAUGCGAGUCCUUGGUUGAACCGCACUGUUCUGGAAAGUAUCUGCGCAAACUGACCUUUUUGGCUCUCUGGCAUGACUCAGAAAUGCCCAUACCAGUUUGCCUACCAAGGUAUUCUUUUAUAAAGCACGGUUCAUUUUGAUCCUUUUCACACGUUCUUCUCUUCCAAGACAGCCCGCAGCCUCCAAUUAUGGCCCAAUUCAAGGGAAUCCCAGAGCUGACUACAUCGACUACGCCUCCCGAGGGGCCUGCACAAUCAGGGGUUGGGGCCGAUCUGCUCGACCAAGAAACAGCCAAAGCCAUCUUGCAACACACAUUGUCAUUAUGCACGGUGGACUCUGCGUUUGACAGCUCCGCAAGAUCGAUGAAUCCUGCCAGAUUCGGAGCCAUUGAUGAUGACGCUCCGCUGAGAGACAUUGGACGAGGUAGCUGUGGUAGUGUUUUCGAAAUCCCAGGGACCGGAUACGCCAUCAAGAAAGGUGCAAACACGGUUGCCAUGUGGAACGACUUCAAUUUGACGAAUUGUGCCGCCAACAGUUAUCUCAUGUCUCUUGGAUUGCUCGAACACGCCUUCCCCGAGCGUCGUUUACCGCUUGUGCCAAUGGCGCGCUAUUUCAACGGACCCAAAGCUGAUGCAUUUUGGCGAUCACACAUGACACGGUUUCCGCGGCCGGAUCGGAAGAGAGCAGCAACUUUUCACCUCGACCAUAUCUUGCCGGUACCUACACGUACCCGUGAAGCGCUCGUUCGACGCUUUUUCGUCGACGACGAACAGACUCAGCGCUACGUGCUGAACUACCCGGACAAUCGAGACUGCCUCGUACGCGUCUACUUUGGCAAGAACAAUCCAAGCAACCAUCUAUACGACCGAACAGACACACUACGCAAUUUUCCUCUCUACCUAGAUCAAGCUAAGGAGAUUGGAAUCGACAUUGAUGCGUUGGCAGAAGAGAUGGCCAUGGGCCUUGCAGUACUACACUGGAAGGCAGGAAUUGAUGCUCAAGAUACUGAAUUUGUGAUUGGCAGCUCGACAACCAAGGCUUUUGGAACGGUAUUUUCAGAUCACACUUCUCAGGAACCACCAGUGUCAACCAUGGAUGAUCUCACGCAAAGGGAAGUACAAUUAUGGAUGCUGGAUUAUGACAAAGCUUCCAAGUUCGACAUCGAAAAAAUGCAACCAUUCACGCUGCUCGAAAGAUACCUGGUCGCAGUGACCGGAAACGAUCCAUACUUCCCGCAUCCUGUGCUAGACGUUGCUCUGUGGAGGGUGUUUCGAAAUGCGUACGUGGAAGCGAGCCAGAUAAUCCUUCACGCCCAGGAUUGUUAUAAGAGCAUAGUGCUUGCACUGCCUGCAAUGUUGUUAGACGAAUGGGAGGAAUGGGGUGCGUUGGAUGUGGAUGCUGAUGAAUUUGACCCUUUUGAAAGGGGUGAUGAUGCGGACGAUGCAGAUGAAGAGGAGGAGGAUGAGGACGAAGGAGAAGAUGAUGAUGCUGAGAGUGAUGACGAACACCGCCUAUGAAGACGAUGGGCAAGGGCAUAGGCAUGAGCAUGGAUCCGCUGCGUAGAUGACAUUAUUACGUAGCUGCAGAUUCGACAUUCUUGUUUGAAAUACCGAUAUCCCAAUAUUCCUAGCUAUAUGCAAUAAGACUAAUUCGGCUUUGAUGUCCCAGCAUCCGAUGUUAAGCAGCACUCGCCAAAGCCACAACAGCCAACCUCUUCCCGCCCGUCUUUUCCAUCGGCACAUC